Anopheles funestus (African malaria mosquito) is the source of this 1191-nucleotide messenger RNA. RefSeq lists its product as uncharacterized. The record is from RefSeq and is a predicted model, not a curated record. The transcript has 4 exons. NCBI's taxonomy places the organism in Eukaryota, Metazoa, Arthropoda, Insecta, Diptera, Culicidae. Bases 158 to 469 code for a protein of 103 amino acids.
CGACCAAAACAAAUCGUCUUUGCGUAAACUUUUUGCUUGACAACAACACCAACGCCAUCAAAUAACGAUUUCGUUCUAUUCCUGAACAGAAUUAUUCGAAAUGUUCUAAAGCUGAUUGUAGCACGCUCCAUUAUUUCGUCCUCCAACAUUGGCCACUAUGUAUUGGUGGGGUGCAAUGGUAGGAACAGCAAUCGCUGCGGUUGGAUUGCUUUACACGGUUAUGAAAUUAAAAGCUCUCAAUACUCCAUACGAGGCACGUAGCGGUGCAGCAAGACAAUCUUCUAGUGCGGAUGAAAGCAACCCCGUACUGUGCGAAACGUGUUUGAUACCACAGAUGGGAGACGCAACAACGUGGAUAGAGCUGGAAUGUGGUCAUUGCUAUCACCGACGUUGUUUGAGCAUGUUUGCUACCACACAUUGUAUAACUUGCGAACUUCAAGCCAAUCAACAGCAGCAAGCAGCAAGCUGAUAAGACGGGGGAUGGUGGCAGCGAAACCCGAUUAGAACUAGCUUACUGUUGCACUUCUGUCUUACGCUUAUUUGUCUCUUAUUUGCAAUGAAAAGUGAACGAUUUUGGUGAGCUACAACAGGAAUCCUAUGCAUAUUUUAGCGUUGUUUAUGACACGAAGGUUGUGAUAAAUACUCGUAAGAUAUGUAGAAACUCCAUUUCCUUAUCUUAAUGACUGUUAGAUGGUGGAAUGGAAAUCAGUCGCGUGAUAGAAGUGGUGAAUUGUAACGAUAAUCUGUAUCUUAUAGUAAAACAAUCGAAUGGAGAGAUGAACACUAUUGUAACGAAAACGAACAGGUUAUAAAAGAAGAAAAUUGUAAUUCUAAAUAGAAUUGUGUAUUAUUUUGAUACACAGCAAGGUAUGUUUUAAAAACUUGUUACGAUAUUUUCAAUUUUUAUUAUGUUUGCUUAUGAACUACUACAAAGCGGGACGUGUCUAUAAGCAAAAUUGAGAAAAAAAUUAAAUCGAUUUGAUUUUUUUUUCUGUAUAGAGAAUAAACUCACUAACCAGAGUUUGUUCUUUAUGUUUCUAUUCUAUCACUGUUUCAAAUCUUGUACGAUUGGCGAUGAUUAUUGCUUCGUGUUAUAAGAAUGUGUGCGAAUUAUGGUUUAUAACGCAAGAAACAACAAAAAAAAAACAUCCCGAUAUGUAUGGUUGCUUUCUGUUUCGUUGUUGCGCGUAC